AUGGCUCGAAUAGGAAUUUCAAGCGACGAGGCAUUCAGGCGACUUUUCGCCGAAGCAAGAGCUACAAUACAUGACUGGUAUCAUCUCAAUGUCGUCAAGUAUGUCGUGGUUGUGUACCUGAGAUUGAAUAUUAGAAAAUUUUAAAUUGUCCUCUGCAGAAAAUACCAUAGAAUUUCCCGGCCUAACACCAUUGAAAAUAGAAUAACAAAAAUUUAUGAAGAAUUUUAGAAAGCUGCUUGAAUAGCAUGACUUCAGGCUUCUGACGUUAUCUUCAAUCUUUUUCAAAAAAAUUAGGCAAAAAAAUAAAAAAAUAUUCUGUAGCCACAUAACGCAAAGCGCAAGUCGAAUUGGGUCGGGUGCACGAAAAAGACGGGCCUUCUUUUUGCACGCUUAAAAAUUGUAUUUGUUUUUCUAUAUAUUUUUUUGAAUGGCAGUUCAAUUUACGAUUUAUUUUCAGUAAGCUGAAAGAACCGGUCCCUCACUCUGCAAACCAUUUUUCGCGCCACUUCUGCACACGAAUAUUAAUCUACGCUCGGGUGACCUUACUUCUACUAAUAAUCGGAUCUGUCGACAUGUCAGUUUUUUGUUUUCUAAUUGAAGUUGAUAUCUUUAAACAUAAAACGAAAUCUAGAGAAGUUGAGUUCAUGCGAUCUAUUCCAAUAAACUUUUUAGUGAUAAUGAGAUGCAGUUCACCUUGAUGGUCAUCAACAUAACCUUGUUCGCCUUCUCAAUUCUCGUCCAGUUUUGGCAAAGAAAAUGCCGUGAGGCUCAAUUGGACUACCGUUUUCGGAAAGCAUUGAAACUAUUGGACUCGCUAGAGAAAGUGACCUUUUUUCUCAAAUUUUUCUCAGUGGCUUAUAUUCAGAACUUUCCUUCCAUAUACACCUACCAAUCUACGGUUGAACCUGCUACUGAAGAAACUAUAACUUGUCAGACGACUUUUCGUGAUGGGAGAGUUGUAGAAGUUCCGAGGGUUCUUCUAGCUCAGGGCGAUAUCAUCCUACUUAGGCCUGGACAGGUUGAAAACUUUUAUUCAAUUCGCUCUCAUUUAUGAACAAAAAAAGCCACGCUCUGAAGUUUUUUCUGCUAUUUUUCUGGAUCGAAAAAUCAGAGAGCUUUUUCAAGUAUGGAUUUACCCUUUUUUUGGGUGUAUUCAUAAAGAUUCUACAGGUAGCACCCUGUGAUUGUGAGACGUUCGAAGGCGUGGCGUUGAGCGCCGGUGAAAAAUUAAACCAAAAACGAAUGUUAGAAGAACGACCUGUAGGAGCUGUCAUACCCUUGGAGUCUGUUCAGGUACAUAAAGAUAACUUGAAAAUGCAGUUCCCCUACUUUCCCAUGGAAAACUUCUGUACUCCAAAAUUUUCUUCACAGGCUCGAGUAACCACAUUCCCAGUGAAACAGCUUCUCGACACGGUGCUGACGAUGGACGACAAGCCGCUGCAAUUCGAUUAUCAACUCCAUCACGUUGUUCACCACGUUUUUGAGCGAAUCUUGGUACCAUUUGUUGGUUUUCUGGCCAUUUUCGGUUCUGUUCUACGGUUUCUCUACAGCGAUGAUGAAUCUUAUUUUGGAACAAGGUUUGAAUCGAAUAAAAAUUUUUAGUUCAAAUUUAUAAUUUCUAGAUUCAUCUUUGCUGUACCUGGUUUAGCGGUACUCCCUCUUUUGGUCCUACCGUUGCCAGUUAUUCUUCACAUUGUAAAAAGAGCCAACAAUAAGAAAAUUUUGAAGGAAAUGCGUUUGGAAGGUACCUUGAGUAUUAUUGACUUACAAAACCGCGGGAAAAUACAAAAAUUGUUCAUUAUUUUAAGAAUUUUUACUCACAUAAAUGAGAAGCAGGAGUAUUAAAGUUUUUUUUUUUCAAAAACCGCUUUUAACGCUCAAAAAGUAUUCUAAAGACUCUCAAGCGGUCAAUUCUAUUUCAGAUAGAGAAAUAUCACAAAAAGACUUGGCCUCAAUUCUGGCGGCCGUGACAGGAACUUGUAUCACUGAUAAAAAAGGAGUUUUGUCGACAAUUCAUCCUCUUAUUGAGAAAGUCAUUUUCGUGGCAAAACCAGAAGGUUUUUAUCUCUUUCAUGGUCUGAAAAUCAUAUUUUUAUUUGAGAAUCUCCGGAGAAUGUUCAAGAAACUGGAAAUGAAGACUUGCACAUCGAAGUUUUGAACAUGAGCGCUGAGCAACGUGAAGAUGUUUUUUCUGGAUGGUCGCUGGGUUUUGAGGACCAACAUUGGUUGGUCUUCAGACUCCUUGUUCUUUUCUCUCGUUACGAAAAGCAUCUUAUAUGAAAUCGGGAUUAGAGAUUUUAGGCUCCGUUAUCUGCCGAACCUGAUGCCUCUGGCUCACAAUAUUCUGCUCAACUCAUGCUCCCAAACCGAAAACUUCACCAAAUUCUUGGAUCAUCUCACCGUCGUGGCGCAGAGCGUCCCAAGGACCAUCGCGACUGCAAAUCGCCGCUGCAUGUGUCAGUUUCCCCGUAUUGUCGGGUGAGUUACACCUAUCUUCAUGAUAUGUAUUUCUAAUCAAGGUUUUCUGAAAACUGCUUGGAUCAGUUCGCAUCACCUCCAACAGCUGUGGUAGGACUGUACAAACGGAAACCAGGAGAAGCGCCAUUGCCUGGGUAAUUUGAUUUUUACAAGUUUUGUGCAAAAAUAAAUGGCUUUUCUCAGCAAAGAAGUUAAGGUUUCUGAGAUAAUUUACCUGUAAAUGGUCUCUCAACUUGAAAUUUCCAGUUUUUCGAAUUUUUUUAAGUGUCAAAUAAACUUUUCUUCACAAAAUCAUCGCGGAAAAAAGUUUAAGCAAUCACUUUUAACGAAAAUUAUCCAGACUUUUGAAGAUUUUAAGCAAAAUAUCAGAAAAUUUGAAACUCCUCGAAAAGAUUUCUGUAAAACUUGAAAGUUUUCAAUGCAAGUUUUAUAAUCCACAAAUGUUCAGGCUCACAAAACAUCGAACUCCCAUUGAGAUGGCUUUUUGUACGGUUCACAGCGAUGUGAGAAGUCUUCACUCUCAUUUAUCUUGCCACGGGACCGCAAAUCUUGUUCUCGAUGUAAGUAGAUCUUGGUUUUAUCGAAAGAUGUUUUACCCAAAAAGAUAUUGCAGGCUUGUACCCACGCGUGGGACGGCAAGACGGUUGUUCCCCUCAACAAACGUCUUGUUGCCUCGAUUCGUGACUAUUAUCAACGACACUCUAUGACUGGGUCAGUUCACAAUCAAAGCUUACGAUUUAUUAUCAUUUUUUUCAGGCACUGCUUGGCAGUAUCUUACCGGCCUGUGUUUUCUUCUUUGGAUGAAAGUUUGCAAGGAAAAUAUCUUGAAGUUCCGCUCAAUCGGGAAGAAGCUCGAACCAGUUCAGCGAUACCAAGAAGUCAAAGUUUUGGUAAGCUUUCUAAAAUGAACUUCGAAAAUAAAAAAUUUCCAAGAUAAGCUUGAGCAAGUUUUUUGAUGUUGAUUGCAACGGUAUCAUUGUAUUGCUAUUUCAAGAUUUGAUAUCACCAGCGAAAUUUCUAAUGAAUUUCACAACUGCAUAAAAGUUUUGUUGGCUAGUCAUUAAUUUAUUAAUUUUCAGACACACUUCGAAGAGAAGGUAUCGUGGAGAAUGAACUUCUGAAAACUUCUGAUCAAGUUAUCGACCACUACUUCACCGGUCAUAUCUUUUGCGGCCUUAUCGUCCUGCAAUAUGAGGUGAUUUCUUGAAAUACAAAGUUCCGAACAAAACUGCAAUUCCAAAAAGCUAAUCUUAUCUCACAAAAAUUGAUUUCAGGCCCUUCCUUUAUCCGUUCAGUUGAUCGAGAAGCUAGACGCAAUUUGUGUGCGGCCUGUGUAUUUUUCAAAAGAGAACGAACUGCGCAGCCGGGUUUUCGCUGAAAAAUUAGGUUUGCAUAUGAACUUUAGAUUUAACGGUCAGCCUAUAAAAAGUUUCAGGAAUUGAAGCCGGUUGGAAUUGUCAUAUUUCUUUGGCCGAUGAAGAGGCACCGACAAAAAGAGAAGAAAUUGGUGAGAAUUUUCCACUUUUUUUGAAAAAUGGUUAUGAUUUUUUCAGCCACUGAGCAGUUCAUCGACCAACGUCCACAACGUACAAAGUUUUGGAAACGUCUGGCGAUGUUAGUGAAUUCACUUUUUUCUGUUUUAUUGAAUUGUUGGUUUUUUGGUUUCAUCAUUCUUACAUAGUUGUGAUAGAUAUAUUAGAUCACACAACAAAAUCUUCAAAGCUCAAUCAAUAUCUCAAAUCAUAUUUGAUGAUAUAGAGCAUUGUGAAAUUUUCCUAAAACCCUAACGAGUUCACUUGGAUCUAGAAAUUAAGAGAAUACAUUAUACAGUUAUAAAUCAUUUGAGUCGUGGAGGAUUAGACAAGAAGAUCCUUUAGUUCUUUUUUUCCGCAAAUCUUUUUUGAACUUAUUUUUUUUUGCAGGAGUGACGCUCAAAUUCACUUAAUUGAGUGUGAAUCGGUAUCACGUGAAUUGCCAGCAGGGCAGAAGAUCAGCAUGUGCUCGAACAAAGUAAUGUUUUUCAAAAACUUUUCUGUCUAGAAGCUUGUAAAAUAACUUUUGCAAAAAAGUUUUUUUUCAAAAAGUUUUGCUGGUCUCAUUCGAGCCAGUAAUUAGUUUUUCAUCUGAAAAUUCUCAAUUAAAAUGAAAGGAAUUGUUUACGGCUGAGCUGAUUUCCUCCUCUUUAAAAAUGAUAAAGAUGAAUUUUCUUUUUUUCCCAGUCCUCUUGUGGAUCAUAGUCAAUUUAAUGCAAGUGGUACCGCGUUUUUAUACAAUUCUUUUCAGGUUGGUCCGAUUCCCAACAAGGCGCGCCUACCAACAGGAGUUUCCAACAUCAGGCCUCAUCUUGAAGAAGUCGACAACGUUCCUCUUUUGGUUGGACUCUUCACAGACUCUGCCACUCUGGCUAUGGAAGAAAUGGUCGAUAUAAUGCAGGUGGAGCUUUGCAGAUGA
Caenorhabditis auriculariae is the source of this 4929-nucleotide messenger RNA. NCBI's taxonomy places the organism in Eukaryota, Metazoa, Nematoda, Chromadorea, Rhabditida, Rhabditidae. The record is from the annotation of a GenBank genome assembly.